Messenger RNA from Phaethon lepturus (White-tailed tropicbird), 743 nucleotides. RefSeq names its product lysine-specific demethylase PHF2-like. The record is from RefSeq and is a predicted model, not a curated record. The transcript has 4 exons. Lineage: Eukaryota; Metazoa; Chordata; Aves; Phaethontiformes; Phaethontidae. Gene Ontology annotation, biological process: regulation of transcription by RNA polymerase II; protein demethylation. Gene Ontology annotation, molecular function: transcription coregulator activity; histone demethylase activity. The annotation marks the transcript as partial.
GCCACCUGCCUCGCCCAGCACGCAAGAAGCGAUCCAGGGCAUGCUAUCGAUGGCAAACCUCCAGUCAUCAGAGUCCUGCCUGCAGACGUCGUGGGGUACCAAUCAGGCCAAGAAUAACUCCAUCUCCACACAAAACUCUAAAAAAACAGGUGGUGGCAGCAACAGAAAUGCCGGCAAGCGGUUACUAAAGAAAAGCACAAAGAACAGUAUUGACAUCGAAGAUUACGAUGAAGACCAGGACCACUUAGAUGCCUGUUUUAAAGAUUCAGAUUACGUUUACCCUUCUCUCGAAUCGGAUGAAGAUAAUCCAGUAUUCAAAUCCCGAUCAAAGAAAAGGAAAAGUUCAGAUGAUGCCCCUUACAGUCCAACGGCACGAGUCGGCCCCUCAGUGCCUCGACAAGACAGACCAGUGCGAGAGGGCACCAGAGUCGCCUCCAUUGAGACUGGACUCGCUGCUGCUGCCGCGAAGUUAUCACAGCAGGAGGAACAAAAAGGCAAGAAGAAAAAAAAUACCAAAAAGAAGCUGUCAACCAACAACGCGAACAAACCGGCUCAGGAAGGCAGCUCGCCAGAGCCGAAGCUGGAGUCACAUGCCAGCAGCCUCACAGAUCACGAGUACACCGCAGGGGCCAGCACCUUUGGGGUCGCCCAGCCUAACAGGGGAUCGCAGCCGAUGGCACCGGGUGUUUUCCUCACACAGAGGAGACCCUCUUCAUCCUCGCAGAACAAUGCCUCCGCCAAAG